UCCUUCCACACCUCCGCUCCUCCCCCUUUCCCUUGCUUCUCUCUCCUCUAUAAACCCAACCAGAGGAGGGAGAGAGAGACGCACAGCAUUCCUUGCCGCUGCGCAGAGCAUAGCACCAGACCCCACCACCACAAAAGCAUAGCAGAGCAGAGCCCUCGCCUCCCUCCGAAUCCGUCCCCAUCUCCGCUGCCAUGGCAAGAACACUCCUCCUCGUGCCCGUCCUCCUCCUGGCGCUGGCGGCUAUCGCGGCGGCGGGAGGUGUUGCGGUGGGGGAGGUGUCGGCGUUGGGGUGGGAGCUCGGGGUGGUGGGCGCGGCGGAGGACGAGGAGUUCGGGCUCGGCGACGGCGACUCCGUGGCGCGUCGGGUGCUGCAGGGCAGCGGCUACAUCAGCUACGGCGCGCUGCGGCGGGACAACGUGCCGUGCUCCGUGCGGGGCGCGUCCUACUACAACUGCCGCCCCGGCGCGCAGGCCAACCCCUACUCCCGCGGCUGCUCCGCCAUCACGCGCUGCCGCGGCUGAUCUUAGCUCACCGGCGCAGCGCGGCGGCCUGCGACCAGGAAGAGGAGGUUCAUCUCGUUAAUCCCACGCGUUGAAAACGAAAAAGAAAUUGUUGAUCUGCCCUUUUAAUUAUUAGUACUACUUGUUCUUGUCGAUUCCGUUUCAGCCGAAAUGAUUGGUGGUGGUUGGGUAGGCGCCCACGACAUUUGGUUUGAGUCAGAUUGGUCUCUCUGGUCCUGUAAAUUCAACGAUUUGAUUUCUGAGCAAGUGGUGUAUGAACUGAUGAUUCCAUGGA
Phragmites australis (common reed) is the source of this 795-nucleotide messenger RNA. RefSeq names its product rapid alkalinization factor-like. The record is from RefSeq and is a predicted model, not a curated record. The coding region runs from base 192 to 521 and encodes 109 amino acids. The transcript has a single exon. Lineage: Eukaryota; Viridiplantae; Streptophyta; Magnoliopsida; Poales; Poaceae.